CUGUGCAUCAGAGAGCUGCAGAGCUGGAUGUGAGGAUGAAGCGCUAUUUCCUCUGCAUGCUGGAGUUGUUCUUGAUCAGUACACUCUUCAAUGUAAAUGCUGAAGCUCUACGCUUCCGUAGAAACUACACCUGUAAACCUGCAGGGGAAAAUGUCAUCAUAACAGAAAGUGACUCAGUCACCAUUCAGGAAACUGUUCGUAACAGGACCACAGUGAAACUGCAACACAGCUGGUCUCAGAUAUUCACUGGUGAGACAAUCACUCUCAGAUGUGAGAUUCAGGGAGGUGAAGGAAAGGUGUGGAAAUAUGAAUGGACAGCACCCAACACAAACAGCCCUCCAACAUCCAGUGAAUACAGGAUCAGCACAGUUUCAGUGUCCCACAGUGGAGACUACAGAUGUCGGGGUAGCAGUGACUAUCUCUUAACAGGAUGGAGUGAUGCCUUCAGACUGACAGUUUCAUAUAAUCCCAGAGCCACACUGACAGCAGGAACCACAAUCAUACCAGUAGGGGGCAGUGUGACACUGACCUGCUCUGUGCAGAGCUCUGAUGGAUGGAAAUAUGAGUGGUUCAGACGAACCCAAAGAACCUCUGAAGUUCAAAUCAGAGAUCAACAAAACAGAGAUAUCAGAGUAUCUCAAGGAGGAAUCUACAGCUGCAGAGGAACAAGAGGAAACCCAGUUUACUACACUGAUAUAAGUGAUGAUGUCACCAUUGAGAUAACCUUUUCCAAUAAAGUUGUUGUAAAACAACAACCCAACUGGCCUCAGAUAUUCAGAGGUGAGACGAUCACUCUGACAUGUGAGGUGCAGGAAGGAGGUGAAACCACUGAGUGGGAGUAUGAAUGGAGAGGACCCAGCACACCCACACAGUGGACACACAAUAAUGAUUGGACAUUCAGAGUUUCUGAGUCCAGCAGUGGAGACUACAUGUGUAAGAGUCGACGCAGAGAUGACUCAUAUUCUUCAACAGAGUGGAGUGAAGCCUUCACAUUGUCAGGAUCAAGUCUCAAUAAGCCCACUGUGACCCUGCAGCCAUCCUGGACUCAGAUAUACAGCGGUGAGACAGUCACUGUCAGAUGUGAGAUUCAGGGAGGUGAAGGAGCUCAGUGGACGUAUGAAUGGAGAGCAGCCAAGUUAAACACACCUCCAACAUCCAAUGAACACAGAAUCAUCAGAGCUACUGAGUCUGACAGUGGAGGAUACAGCUGCCGGGGCAGAAGGGACUAUUUCUUCUCAGAGUGGAGUGAUAUCAUCACACUGACUGUAUCAUCAAGUAAACCCAGAGCCACACUGACAGCACAAAGUUCAGUCAUACCAGCAGGGGGCAGUGUGACACUGAGCUGCUCUGUGGAGGGCUCUGCUGGCUGGAAGUUUGACUGGUUCAGACGUGAUUCAGUCUCUUCUAAAGCUCAGCUCAUGAGAGGAAAUGAAGCAAACAGAGUUAUUAGUGUCUCACAAGGAGGUCUGUACCACUGCAGAGGAGGGAGAGGAGAUCCAGUUUACUACACAGAGGACAGCAGUGACGUCACAGUUCAGCAAACUCUUCGUAACAGGAUCACAGCAACGCUGAAGCACAGCUGGUCUCAGAUAUUCACUGGUGAGACAAUCACUCUCAGAUGUGAGAUUCAGGGAGGUGAAGGAAAGGUGUGGAAAUAUGAAUGGACAGCACCCAACACAAACAGCCCUCCAACAUCCAGUGAAUACAGGAUCAGCAGAGUUUCAGUGUCCCACAGUGGAGACUACAGAUGUCGGGGUAGCAGUGACUAUCUCUUAACAGGAUGGAGUGAUGCCUUCAGACUGACAGUUUCAUCAGCAAGUAAACCCAGAGUCACACUGACAGCACAAAGUUCAAUCAUACCAGCAGGGGGCAGUGUGACACUGAGCUGCUCUGUGGAGGGCUCUGCUGGCUGGAAGUUUGACUGGUUCAGACGUGAUUCAGUCUCUUCUAAAGCUCAGCUCAUGAGAGGAAAUGAAGCAAACAGAGUUAUUAGUGUCUCACAAGGAGGUCUGUACCACUGCAGAGGAGGGAGAGGAGAUCCAGUUUACUACACAGAGGACAGCAGUGACAUCAUACUUCAGCGAACUGUUCGUAACAGGAUCACAGUGAAACUGCAGCACAGCUGGUCUCAGAUAUUCACUGGUGAGACAAUCACUCUCAGAUGUGAGAUUCAGGGAGGUGAAGGAAAGGUGUGGAAAUAUGAAUGGACAGCACCCAACACAAACAGCCCUCCAACAUCCAGUGAAUACAGGAGAGUUUCAGUGUCCCACAGUGGAGACUACAGAUGUCGGGGUAGCAGUGACUAUCUCUUAACAGGAUGGAGUGAUGCCUUCAGACUGACAGUUUCAUAUAAACCCAGGGCCACACUGACAGCAGCAACAACAAUGAUACCAGUAGGGGGCAGUGUGACACUGACCUGCUCUGUGCAGAGCUCUGAUGGAUGGAAAUAUGAGUGGUUCAGACGAACCCAAAGAACCUCUGAAGUUCAAAUCAGAGAUCAACAAAACAGAGAUAUCAGAGUAUCUCAAGGAGGAAUCUACAGCUGCAGAGGAACAAGAGGAAACCCAGUUUACUACACUGAUAUAAGCAAUGAUGUCACCAUUGAGAAAAGCAUUUCCAAUAAAGUUGUUGUAAAACAACAACCCAACUGGCCUCAGAUAUUCAGAGAUGAGACGAUCACUCUGACAUGUGAGGUGCAGGAAGGAGGUGAAACCACCGAGUGGGAGUAUGAAUGGAGAGGACCCAGGACACCCACACAGUGGACACACAAUAAUUAUGUGACAUUCAGAGUUUCCAGCAGUGGAGACUACAUGUGUAAGAGUCGACGCAGAGAUGACUCAUAUUCUUCAACAGAGUGGAGUGAAGCCUUCACAUUGUCAGUAUCAAAUAAACCCAGGGCCACACUGACAGCAGGAACAACAAUUAUACCAGUAGGGGGCAGUGUGACACUGACCUGCUCUGUGCAGAGCUCUGAUGGAUGGAAAUAUAAGUGGUUCAGACGAACCCAAAGAUACUAUGAAGUUCAAAUCAGAGAUCAACAAAACAGAGAUAUCAGAGUAUCUCAAGGAGGAAUCUACCGCUGCAGAGGAACAAGAGGAAACCCAGUUUACUACACUGAUAUAAGUGAUGAUGUCACCAUUGAGAAAACCAUUUCCAAUAAAGUUGUUGUAAAACAACAACCCAACUGGCCUCAGAUAUUCAGAGGUGAGACGAUCACUCUGACAUGUGAGGUGCAGGAAGGAGGUGAAACCACUGAGUGGUAUUAUCUAUGGAAAGGACCCAGCACACCCACACAGUGGACACACAAUAAUGAUGUGACAUUCAGAGUUUCUGAGUCCAGCAGUGGAGACUACAUGUGUAAGAGUCGACGCAGAGAUGACUCAUAUUCUUCAACAGAGUGGAGUGAAGCCUUCACAUUGUCAGUAUCAAUUCCCAGUAAGCCCACUGUGACCCUGCAGCCAUCCUGGCCUCAGAUAUACAGCGGUGAGACAGUCACUGUCAGAUGUGAGAUUCAGGGAGGUGAAGGAGCUCAGUGGACGUAUGAAUGGACUCCAGCCAAGUUAAACACACCUCCAACAUCCAAUGAACACAGAAUCACAGUUACUGAGUCUGACAGUGGAGGAUACAGCUGCCGGGGCAGAAGGGACUAUUUCUUCUCAGAGUGGAGUGAUAUCAUCACACUGACUGUGUCAUAUAAAGCCCGUCCUGUCCUCACUGUGUCUCCAUCAUGGCUGAGUCCUGGAGCCUCAGUAACUCUGAACUGUGAGGUUGAACAUCUGUCUGCAGGAUGGAGCUUCUACUGGUAUAAAGCUGUUCCUGAUCUAUCAGAGAAAUCCUCCAGUUAUGAGCUGCUACCUGAUGGCAAUGGGACUGCAAACAACUCCUACAUCAUUCAUGGACAGACACACACAGCAGGAUAUGUGUGCAGAGCUGGAAGAGGAGACCCAGAGUAUCACACUGAUCACAGUCAACCAAAGUUUGUCUGGUCUGCAGAUGUUCAUUCAGCAGCGUCUCUCACAGUGAGUCCUGACAGAGUGCAACACUUCACCUCUGACUCUGUCUCACUGACCUGUGAGGGAAAGUUCGCUGAGUGGAGAGUGAGGAAGUUCUCUGAGGACGGCCGACUGUACUCUGACUGUAGGAGAAUGACUGGAUCCACAUGUAACAUCAACACAUCAAAGUCAGAUACUGCAGUGUACUGGUGUGAGUCUGGAUCAGGAGAGUUCAGCAGUGCAGUCAACAUCACUGUACAGAAUGAUGGUAAUGGUCCUAUCCUGGUGAGUCCUGUUCAUCCUGUGACUGAGGGAGCUUCUGUUAGUCUGAGCUGCAGUUUGAGAACACAAAAAAUACUUUCCAAUGUGUUUUUCUAUCACAAUGACAAACUUAUUCAAAAUGAUACCCGAGGGGAGCUGAAGAUCUCUGCAGUGUCAAAGUCUGAUGAAGGUUUCUACAAGUGUCAGUACUCAGGAAGAGAGUCAGCACAGAGCUGGAUGUCAGUUAAAGGUGUGUUAUGUCCUGAAUGCUCUUCUUUGCCUGUGUGGUUGAUUGUUGGAUUGGCUUGUGGAAUCUCUGUCUUUAUUAUUGUCCUGCUCUCGUUUUAUCACUAUAGAAGAAAAAAGGAUUCAAGCUUCAUUAGUCCAAUGACCACCACCAAUCAUGUAGUCAACCAGAGUGAAAUUCACAAACACAACUCUCUUGACCAUGGUGCAGGUGAAAUACAAGAUGUUACAUACUCUGAAAUUCAGCUUAAACAUGUUGGAAAAAAGAAGAAUCAUCAUAAAUCACAGGAGCAUACUAUUUACUCAGAGGUGAAGGUGGGAGUUGAAGAAAAACCAAGUCCUGCAGCAACUAAUGAGGAACUUUACUCCAAGUCAUAUUAGAAAGCAGUCUCGAAGACAUUCCAACAUAUGCCGAGAUCAACAGUCACAAUAAAGCAAAAGCUAAGGAAAACCAGGAAGACAGUCCAAUGUAUGCUCAGGUCAACCGUCACAAUAAAAGAGCAACCAAGAACAACCAGGGUCAUUGAGCCGAAUUGUAGCAGUAAAACCAACCUCGAGCUUUUUUUUUGAAGCCAUUGUAUGCGCCUCUUAUACAGAAAUGUCUGUAGCUUGUUCUGUAUUUUGUACAAUUUUUUUUUAGUGAUAGUCAUCAUCAUUAUAAUAUACAGUAUACAAUAUAUAUAUAUAUAUAAUAUAUGGUACAGACAAGGUGUUUUCAUUUAGUGUUCAUAUUAUCUGUAUUCACUUAAUAAUAAAACAUGAUAUAAAGUUAGCUUUUAGAGUGUAACAUAAGAUAGGUUCCUCUAUGGGCACAAAGGAAUACUAUAAAUGCAUGUAUUGAAAGUUUUUGAACAUUACCUAAAAGAGGACUGCUAUAAUACGGUAUGGAUUUAAAUGUGUGAAUAAAUGCAUUUCUUCAUGGAAAUUGUAUGCAGUUAUAGUUU
Messenger RNA from Oreochromis aureus, 5443 nucleotides. RefSeq names its product basement membrane-specific heparan sulfate proteoglycan core protein-like. The record is from RefSeq and is a predicted model, not a curated record. Gene Ontology annotation, biological process: cell surface receptor signaling pathway. The transcript has 28 exons. Gene Ontology annotation, molecular function: transmembrane signaling receptor activity. Lineage: Eukaryota; Metazoa; Chordata; Actinopteri; Cichliformes; Cichlidae. Bases 36 to 4880 code for a protein of 1614 amino acids.